AAUCCAUCUCUUCUUCUCUGUCUUUUUUCAUAUAAAUAACCCAUUUCUCAGCUCACUUUUCAAAACAGAGCAUCAUCUAUGGAAACCCACUUGCAUGCGCUGCUUUUCUUGCUAAAUCUCAUUAUCUUAAUCACCAUUUACACUGCUCAUGCUAAACAAAGUAGCUCGGCCGUAGGAGACCCAGGAAUGAGAAGAGAUGAGCUCAGAGUAGCCUUCGAAGCUUGGAAUUUCUGCAAUGAAGUUGGCCAUGAAGCUCCUUCCAUGGGUAGCCCUCGAGCUGCUGACUGCUUUCAUCUCUCAAGUAAGCACCGCCACCAUCACCAUAAGAAAAAACAAACAUUUUCCAAAAGUGAUAAUACUACAGUGAAACAUAAGGUGUUAGAAGCUGACAACAAACUAGGAGUAGGCAAACAGUUUCCAGGCUUACCACCACAAGCUUUAAACAAUGCAGACCUCUAUGCAUCUCAAAAGGAGCUUUAUCUUGGUUCUUUAUGUCAAGUUGAAGAACAGAAUACUCAAAAUCCAUGGCAAUUUUGGAUGGUUAUGCUUAAGAAUGGCAAUUAUGAUACCAAAUCUGGUUUGUGUCCAGAGAAUGGGAAGAAGGUACCGCCUUUUAACCCGGGAAGGUUUCCUUGCUUUGGAACUGGGUGUAUGAACCAACCUAUAUUGAAUCAUCAGCCGACUCAGCUUUUAGAUGGUGGGAUUUUGAGAGGGAGUUUUAAUGGAACUUAUGAUUUGGGUGGUGGAGUUGAUGGAAUUUCUUACUAUGAGGUGGUUUGGGUGAAAAAAAUUGGAGUUGGGAGUUGGGUUUUUAGUCAUAAACUUAGGACUUCUAAGAAGUAUCCUUGGCUUAUGUUGUACCUUAGAGCUGAUGCAACUAAAGGAUUCUCUGGUGGGUAUCACUAUGAUACAAGAGGCAUGCUUCAAAUUCUUCCGGAGUCGCCCAAUUUCAAGGUCAAAGUGACAUUGGAUGUCAAACAAGGGGGAGGACCGAAGAGCCAAUUCUACUUAAUCGAUAUCGGUAGCUGCUGGAAGAACAACGGUGAUCCUUGCGAUGGAGAUGUCCUCACUGAUGUAACCAGAUAUAGUGAGAUGAUCAUCAAUCCUGCAACUCCUGCUUGGUGCAGCCCGACAGGUCUUGUGAGCUGCCCGCCAUACCACAUUACUCCAAACAACACAAAAAUCUACAGAAAUGAUACAGCCAACUUCCCUUAUGGGGCUUAUCACUAUUAUUGUGCUCCCGGAAAUGCCAAAUUUUUGGAGAAACCUGUGAGUACUUGCGAUCCUUAUAGUAACCCGCAGGCACAAGAGCUAGUUCAGUUGUUGCCUCAUCCAAUAUGGGCUGAAUAUGGUUAUCCAACGAAACAAGGAGAUGGUUGGAUUGGAGAUGCCAGAACAUGGGAGCUUAAUACCGGCGGUCUCGCUAGUAGACUCUACUUUUACCAGGAUCCUGGUACCCGUCCUGCUAGAAGAAUUUGGACAUCAAUUGAUAUGGGUACUGAAAUUUUCGUUAGCGACAAAGACGAGGUGGCAGAGUGGAAUAUCAGCGACUUUGAUGUCAUCCUCACAUAGUUUGAAACUUCAUCUGUCAAAUUUAUUUGUCUGAACUUUUAUUUCUCCCCGGAAAAGCUUCAAAAGUAUGUCCGGCGGAGGCUCAUAUAUAUGUGAUAAUGCUAAUACAAGAAAGCUGGGAUUAGAGUUGCCGAACAUGUCCGCAAGGACAGGCACCCUAAACCUAGAGAAUCAACUGUGUAGUCCAAUUUCAUUCUUAAAUCUCAAUGAAGUUCUUAAUAGUUUUUCUUGCA
Mercurialis annua (annual mercury) is the source of this 1805-nucleotide messenger RNA. RefSeq lists its product as uncharacterized. Lineage: Eukaryota; Viridiplantae; Streptophyta; Magnoliopsida; Malpighiales; Euphorbiaceae. The record is from RefSeq and is a predicted model, not a curated record. The transcript has 4 exons. Bases 79 to 1572 code for a protein of 497 amino acids.